Molecule: messenger RNA, 2562 nt
Organism: Limanda limanda (common dab)
Lineage: Eukaryota; Metazoa; Chordata; Actinopteri; Pleuronectiformes; Pleuronectidae
Product: PR domain zinc finger protein 1-like
Exons: 7
Coding region: 1-2316 (771 amino acids)
Biological process (GO): cell fate commitment; regulation of transcription by RNA polymerase II
Cellular component (GO): cytoplasm; nucleus
Molecular function (GO): DNA-binding transcription repressor activity, RNA polymerase II-specific; RNA polymerase II cis-regulatory region sequence-specific DNA binding; histone deacetylase binding
Source: RefSeq, a predicted model, not a curated record
AUGUGUGGCUCCUCUCAAGGCUUCACAGCCUCCUCCUCCUCCUCCGCUCAGUGCACCACAGCCAUGUUGACCCCAGAAAGGUCACUGCAAAGCGCCGGGGUCUCCGCCACCGCGAUGCCAGAGACACAGGAUGUGGACAUGACCUCCUGGAGCGAGGCGGACUUUGAGGAGAAGUGCACUUACAUGGUGAAGGACCAGCCUCUGGAGCAAGCGUCCUCCGACCACGGCAGGACGCGAGCCGAGCGAUCCCUCCCCAGGAACCUGGCCCUGAAGCGCGGCCACAACUCAGCAGAGGUGCUCGGGGUGAGCGGCAAGGAGCUGAUUCCUAAGGGGACGCGUUUCGGCCCCUUGGUGGGGGAGAGCUACACCAGCGACAUACUGCUGACGGGCGCCGACAGGAAGUACUUCUGGAGGGUGUUCUCGGAGGGGCGCUUGCACCACAUCCUGGACGGCCUGAACGAGGAGCGCAGCAACUGGAUGCGCUACGUCAACCCGGCCUGCAGCGCACAGGAGCAGAACCUGGUGGCGUGCCAGAGCGGUUUGGACAUCUACUUCUACACCAUCAAACCUCUUCAGCAGGGCCAGGAGCUGCUGGUGUGGUACUGCCCGGAGUUUGCCCAGCGCUGCAACUACCCUCCCCUGGGCCAGCUGCCCAUGGACAACAAUGAACAGAGACGGGCGCAGGAGAAGACGACGGCGAAACGAGGACACAGCGUUUCGGAAAUCCUCCGAGACGAGCCCUCCAGGUCCCUGACUUCCUGUCCCAGACGUCUGGAGAGUGCUCUGUCUCCGCCAAACCGCUCGGCAGUUUUUCCCUUGUGUCCUCGAGUUGUCUACCCAAUCCCGACCACCUCAGAAUCCAUCCACGGGCACCGAUACGCGCCUCUGCCGCCCCUGCCGACCUGCAGCCCGGCCGCUGCCAAACGUCCAGCUCUGAGUCGCCCUGUCCCCUCCAUGGUGCACUUGAGCUUUCAGCACAGUCAAGGCCACGCUGCAGCCAAACCUUACCACGAGCCCACCGUGCCGGACCCCGCUCUGAGGCACGCUCCCUAUUAUCUGCCUCACUAUUCCCUCGGCCCGAACGGCAUUCUACCUCAUCCGUACUCUUUCUGCAGUGAUCGACUGAAACCACACGCAACGCUCUCAUCUCAUCUACUACCUUUCGACAGCUAUGCACACCUCCUGCGUCCUCUAGCCAACAGACACAAAGACUUGUCACUUGCACAAUCCGCCAAACGAGACCUCAUUCUUUCACAGACCAGUGAACACAACAACAACAAGGACCUUACAUCCAGCUACCUCAGGACCCCCUCAGACGACCUCACUGUGCCCACCACAUCCGGGGCCUCAUCCAUGGUCACCUCUCUCCGCGGAGCAUUGCCCUCCCUUGCACCCGGAGGAUGCUCACCGCUGGUGGGCAUGGCGGCCUCCUCAGACUGCCUCCCUUCCAGACCCACCUCGGCUUCUCAGGGCAACGCAGAGGUCCCGAUCGACCUCCGGAAGACCAGACGAGGAGGGCAGAUCAUCGGCUACAAGACUCUGUCGUACCCUCUCACCAGGCAGAACGGGAAGAUCCGGUAUGAGUGCAACGUUUGCGGAAAGAUCUUUGGGCAGCUGUCCAACCUCAAGGUUCAUCUGCGAGUUCACAGCGGGGAGCGUCCCUUCGGGUGUCAGACCUGCAACAAGACUUUCACUCAGCUGGCCCACCUGCAGAAACACUACCUGGUUCACACAGGGGAGAAACCACAUGAAUGCAAGGUGUGCCAUAAAAGAUUCAGUAGCACGAGUAACUUGAAGACCCACCAACGGCUGCACUCGGGUGAGAGGCCUUACCAGUGCAAACUCUGCCCGGCCCGCUUCACUCAGUACGUCCACCUCAAGCUCCACAAACGCCUUCACACCGGGGAGCGACCCCACCGCUGUCCCCACUGCCCCUGCGCCUAUCUCCACUACUGCAGCCUCCAGGUGCACCUGCAGGGUUUCUGCUCCCUCUCUCCCUUGGCCUCCCACAGACACUCGCCGGAGGAGCUGCACCGCGUCAACGCCGAGAUCCAGAGGUUCGACCUGAGCGAGGCGGCGGACCAGCUGGAGGCCAUGGCCACAGAGGCCAAGAUGGACAAGGGGAAUGUUAUUGAUCUAAUACAGAAGAUGAAGACUUGCACCUCGGGCCACCAGGGGGACGUGAGAGGGGAGACUGAGCUGAGCCUCUGCCAAUCAGCGGAGGAGUUUUCUGGAGUGCAGAUGCAUCAUGGGAACCAUUUACCUCUGCAUCCAUCCAGCAUCAAGCUGGAGUCAAGCUGCAUAUCAGAGCCCUGAGACUGCCUUGCUAAUCCAGCCAUAUAAUCCUUACAGGUCAACUCAGCAGCUGUCUGUUACUGCCCUAUUUGAAGUAAAGCCUUAUCUCAAUCAUGGAGUCCCAGGCCGAUACUCUACAGAAACUGUAGCACGUGAAGAAUCAAAACUUUAUGGCCUUUUACCCUGUGACUUUAUAGAUUUAAUGUACACUCCUUCCCUAAUUUAUUCUGUUACUACUAUGAAUCUAAGAUGUAUAAAAAGACAGAU